AUGGCGAGAAGAACCGCGGAGCAUGAAGACAAAAGGCGAUAUGAACGAGAUAGGAAGCUGCAAGGAACCAGCAACACGAGCAAAGCUGGCAAACAGCACGCCCCAGUAUCACAAGCUUAUGAUUCCCCUGCACCAACAUAUCCUGGACAGCAAUAUACUCCACCGAGAUGGCCUGGUCCACAAGCUCCUGAUCCAUAUCAACAUUAUCUUCCCAUUCAUGUUCAUUUCUUUGGAAGGAGUUUUCUUACUAUUUCGCUUCUGUAUCAACAAUACCAUCCCAUCCCAUUUCCUAUCUAUUUCCUUGGGAGGAGUUCCGAUCACAUUGUGUUUUAG
This is a messenger RNA of Botrytis sinoallii, 333 nucleotides long. RefSeq lists its product as uncharacterized. The record is from RefSeq and is a predicted model, not a curated record. The transcript has a single exon. The coding region runs from base 1 to 333 and encodes 110 amino acids. Lineage: Eukaryota; Fungi; Ascomycota; Leotiomycetes; Helotiales; Sclerotiniaceae.